Hansenula anomala is the source of this 243-nucleotide messenger RNA. RefSeq lists its product as uncharacterized. The coding region runs from base 1 to 243 and encodes 80 amino acids. The record is from RefSeq and is a predicted model, not a curated record. The transcript has a single exon. NCBI's taxonomy places the organism in Eukaryota, Fungi, Ascomycota, Saccharomycetes, Phaffomycetales, Wickerhamomycetaceae.
AUGAACGCCUUCAAGGUUAGAGAGAACAUUGCAGAUUUACAAGAGAAUAUAGCUAAAACUACUCUCAAAGAUGUCCAAUUGCCGAAGUUUGUUCAACAGCUAGAUGAAAUCAACAAGUUUUAUCCAUUUAUUAUGUCCUCUGGUCUUGUUAUAAAGUCAUCUACCUCAGUGUUGUAUCUAAGUUUAAGCCUGAUGAUGCUGAAUCUUGAUUAUUUUGUUUCCUCCACAUUUGUUCAAUCAUAA